Exophiala oligosperma is the source of this 1052-nucleotide messenger RNA. RefSeq lists its product as uncharacterized. The transcript is spliced from 2 exons. NCBI's taxonomy places the organism in Eukaryota, Fungi, Ascomycota, Eurotiomycetes, Chaetothyriales, Herpotrichiellaceae. The record is from RefSeq and is a predicted model, not a curated record. The annotation marks the transcript as partial.
UGCCAACGGACCCGAAGGCUUCAACUCUUCAAGAGACCAACAUGACACUGUGCUGAUUGAUGUGAGAGCGCUUGCUCUCCUCUGUAACACAUGGGAUCACCGGAUACAGGGGCCAUGAAUGUGCAGAGUCACGAACAGGCCAAUCUGCACGACAAACGACACGCCGUGCAGAGCGACGACGGCGACCGUCCUCACAAGAUUCGCUGCUUAUCUGACCUUCGACACGCCUCUCCAGAUUCCCUGGUGGAAGACCUCACUCCUGAGAUCCCUCUUUCGAAGCUGCACCGUCAACUUCCAUCUCCGUCUGCCACAAAAACCGACGACGUGAGUGGAUGCAAUGAAGGUCUCUACAGGAGGAAAGAUGCUGACAAGGUGACGCAGUUACAUCGCGAAUCGUCUCCUGCCAACUCUCCCGUACCAGAACGAAAGACAAGAUCGCCGGACAGGCAUACCGAGCGCCCAUCCGCAAAGAGAGCCUGCUCGCCUUUACAACCAUCGGACAUCGGUGCUUUUGUGGAGAAGUGGUUAUCAAGCGUUCCACCUAGCGAGGAAUGCGAUAUCCAAGACGCCAUGAGUCUGCCACCCUCGAAAAGAUCUCGGUCCUCGGAUUCGUUAAGCCGCCGACCUUCGCAAUCCGGUGACGGCACGGAAUCCACGGUUUCAGCAGACAAGAAAUACUCGGCGUACAAAGAUGUGAACUACCCGGUGGUCUUGGAGACGAAAGGCAGUUUUAUGCGGCCCUCUGAUGCUGGUCUCGUGAAAGAAGACAAGACAUUGUGCGAGAAGCUUCUCUCCACGCACCAACCGCGUCCCGAUCAUUCGUUAUUUGAUGACCGGUUCGACAAAUUUCAGACCCUGAUUCGAGGCCGAUCCGAAGCUCGAGUCUAUCUCGAUCUGCAUCCCCUCCUCGUCCCAUCGGUUGAGAACCUGUCCAUCAGUGGUCGAGAAGAAUUUCGCGGUCUGAUCGAAGGUCACAAUGACCCCUGGGUCAAAGGAAUUUCGUUCUAUGGACCCCGACCGCAGCCGGACCGUACAUACGGAUUCAAAUGGUC